AUGGAUUCCAGACACAACGUUAUUGAUUUGGUUGGUAACACACCUUUGAUUGAAUUAAAAAAACUACCAAAACAUUAUGGCAUUAGGCCAAAAGUUUUCGCUAAAUUAGAACUGUACAACCCAGGUGGCUCUAUCAAGGACAGAAUCGCUAAGUCCAUGGUUGAGUAUGCCGAAUCAACAGGUUUGAUCCAUCCUUCUAGAUCAACUUUAAUCGAACCAACUUCCGGUAACACUGGUAUUGGUUUGGCUUUGAUUGGUGCUAUUAAAGGCUACAGAACUAUCAUCACUUUGCCAGAAAAGAUGUCCAAUGAAAAGGUUUCUGUCUUAAAGGCUCUGGGCGCUGAAAUCAUCAGAACCCCCACUGAGGCUGCUUGGGAUGCGCCAGAGUCGCAUAUCGGUGUUGCUAAGAAGUUGGAAAAAGAAAUUCCAGGUGCUAUCAUUCUAGAUCAAUACAACAACUUGAGAAACCCAGAAGCUCAUUACUUUGGUACUGGUAGAGAAAUCCACCACCAAUUAAGAGAUAUUAACAGAUUCGACUCUUUAAGAGCUGUGGUCGCUGGUGCUGGUACUGGUGGUACCAUUUCAGGUAUUGCUAAAUACAUCAAAGAACAAAACUCAGAUAUUCAAAUAGUCGGUGCUGAUCCAAUCGGUUCCAUUUUGGCUCUUCCAGAAGCUUUGAACAAAACCGAUAUCACUUCUUACAAGGUUGAAGGUAUUGGUUACGAUUUCAUUCCAAGCGUCUUAGACAGAUCUUUAAUCGACACAUGGUACAAGACUGACGAUAAGCCAGCUUUCAUCUACGCUAGACAAUUGAUCUCCAACGAAGGUGUCUUGAUUGGUGGCUCCUCUGGUUCCGCAUUCACUGCCUUAGUUAAAUACUGUGAGGACCACCCAGAAUUAACUGAAGAUGACACUGUUGUUGUUGUUUUCCCAGAUUCGAUCAGAUCAUACUUAACCAAAUUCGUCGAUGAUGAAUGGUUAAAGAAGAACGAUCUAUGGGAUGACGCUGUUUUAUUACGUGUCGACAGAGACCAACCAAAGAACGAUGUUUUCAACGGUGCUGCCGUUAAGGACUUACAUUUGAAGCCUGUUGUUGCUGUUAAGGAAACUACGUCGGUUUCUGAUGUCAUCGCUGUUUUGAGAGAUAACGCUUUCGACCAAGUUCCCGUUUUGACGGCCGAUAACAAAUUAGCUGGUUUAGUUACCUUAUCUAGUUUAUUAAAGAAAUUAUCUGACGGGUCUGUCUCUAAGACCGACUCCAUCAAGAACUCUUUCUUAAACUUCAACAAAUUAAACAACUUCGAUGAAGUUUCCUCUUACAACGAAAACAAAUCUGGUAAGAAGAAGUUCGUCAAGUUCUCCACUGAAACUAAAUUAUCUGAAUUAAACCAAUUCUUUGAAAAGAAUUCAUCCGCUAUUAUCACCGACGGUUUAACUCCAGUCCACAUUGUCACAAAGAUGGAUCUUCUAGCUUACCUAACUCAAAUGUUAUAA
Messenger RNA from Tetrapisispora phaffii CBS 4417, 1494 nucleotides. RefSeq names its product cystathionine beta-synthase CYS4 (gene CYS4). The record is from RefSeq and is a predicted model, not a curated record. The coding region runs from base 1 to 1494 and encodes 497 amino acids. Gene Ontology annotation, molecular function: cystathionine beta-synthase activity; cysteine synthase activity. Gene Ontology annotation, cellular component: cytoplasm. Lineage: Eukaryota; Fungi; Ascomycota; Saccharomycetes; Saccharomycetales; Saccharomycetaceae. The transcript has a single exon.